Molecule: messenger RNA, 3825 nt
Organism: Sipha flava (yellow sugarcane aphid)
Lineage: Eukaryota; Metazoa; Arthropoda; Insecta; Hemiptera; Aphididae
Product: protein PFC0760c-like
Exons: 2
Coding region: 517-3750 (1077 amino acids)
Source: RefSeq, a predicted model, not a curated record
AUCUAUAACGUUCCGUAAUGUAGGGAAUCACACUGAGAGGUCGAGAUGUCCGUCGUAAGCUGUACACACUACACGGCACCGUUAUCGUGUGCCCAGUGCUACGCCGGAUAAUUCUCGACAAAUUAUGAUUUAUUUUUUUUGUAUUUCAUAAUUUAUUUUAAAAGUUGUUACGUACUCAAUGGGCGUGUCGAUAAAAUUAUUACAUGUAAACAUAUUUAUGUACGUUUUACGUGUGUACAAUAUAUACAUAUUUUAUACCUACCUAAUCACAAACAACUAUAGAUUACGGGAAAAUUAUUUCUUGUCUAGAAACAUUUUUAUGCUUUUUCAUUUAAAUCUUCACGUAUGCGACUUGUGUAUUGUUUCAAUAUCCGUAUUUUACUAUUUUUCACAAUAGAUUUGAAGUAUUUAUUAAAGUAUAUCUAUAGUGUAUCUAAAUGGUAUCUAUACAUUUGACCUCAAUGACACAAUGUUAAUUUAUUUAUAAUUAAAACUAGACCAAGUGUCUAGAAUACAAUGUUUUCUCGUCGCACUCAACCCAUUAUGGAAGACAUGGUUUCUGUUUUUGAGUCAACUCAAAAUCAGCCCUGGUCUGUAUUCAGUGGUAAAUUAAAUGAUAUUUCUAUUGAAACAUGUAAAAAUAAAAAUAUUUUUAAAUCAGAAAAUCCUAUUCAGUUAUCACUGAAGAACGACUUUCGAGUGUUUGGUUUAAUUCCUCGACUUGAAGAAUUUAAGUUGCUAUCAUGUAAAAAAUGUAAAAUGAUAGUAAAAGAAGAUUGUUUAUUGCAUCAUUAUAAUCGUCGCCAUAAAUCCGGAAAUGAUACUUUUUCGCUUAAAGAUUUUCUUAUGCCUACUAUUAAUUCCAAUAAACAUAAAAGGCAAAAGCUUAAUAAUGUUAGAAAACUAAAUAAAGCUAAACUUAUCAAUGGAAAGAUUAUCGAUCCUGUUGUACAACAAAUAAAAACUGAAUUUGAUGAACUUGAGUUUCAAAGAAUUUCAAAAAUAAAACUAGAAAAAUUACAAAACAAUAAUAAAAAUAAACAUAAUGAUGGUGAUGAUUUAAAUUUUGUGAUUGAAACUUGCCAUCCUGUUUCAAGUAACCUUGAAUUUGAUUGGAAUAUUAAAUCAUGUACUCAAAGUUUAGAUUCCUAUACUGAUAAUAAAAUAGAAGAAUGUGAUAUUGAAUCAAAUAAAUUAUUAGCAGAUUUACCCGAUAAUAAAGAAGAAUUGCAUUUUCAUAAAUAUGGAAAUGUUAAUAAAUUUGACAAUAGUAUUAAUUAUAAGAUCAGUUCAUAUGAUUCAUUAACAAAACCAUUAAUCUUGGAUGAUGAAAUUAAAAUGAAUAUGCUCUUAAAUCUGGCAUCUGAAAAGAAAUGUAAGAAUAAAUCUAAUAAUUCAUAUUGUAUAUUAGGUGGUUUAUUAAACAAUGAAAAUAUUAAAUUUAGAAGAGAUUACUAUUCAGAUGUUAUUAGUGAUAAUAAACUUUUAAAUAAUAUUAUUACUCAUAAUCAAAACACAAUUGAUGAAAGAAUUGAUGAUCCUCUAGUUAUAAAUAAUCAAUUAAAUAUUAACACUGAAAAAAUUUCUUAUGAUUCUAUUACUAAUUUACAUUCAUUAAAUAACGGAUAUAAUACUCAGAAUUCAGAAGUUACAAGUAAUGACAGUGAAAACAAUGAAAUUGUUGAUGAUUCUCAAAAUCAAUGUUUUCCAUUAUUAAAUAAUAUAAAAGAAAUCAAGAAAAGUAAAAAUUACAUUUCAAGUGAUUUAUGUUCUUAUGUAACAAGUGAUGACAAUUCUUUGAAUGAAGUUACCGGUUUUCAUCAACCAUUUACAGAAUUGUCAACAUUUAGAAAUGAAAAUACAAUUAUAUGUAAAAAAGAAUUUGAUGUAGCUGAUAAAAUUAAAAUUGAGCCUUGCCAAUUAUCUAUUGAAUAUCCUAAUAUUAAAUCACUUACUGAAUUUUCAUUGGAAGGUAUAAGUAACAAAUUUAUUAACAGUAAUAAGUAUUCAUCAAUCUUACCUUAUAGUGCUAGAGAAAUAUCCAAACUUACAUUAAAUACUGAAAAUAAUAUUGUUAUGUUAAAUGAAUGUUCUGAUAAUGUUAUUAAAAAUUAUAGUCAGUCAUUAGUUUCACCAUUAAUAGACAUUAUUAAAAGUUCAAAACCUUCAAUACUUACAGAUUGUGAAGGGUAUAAAGUCGAUAACUAUUUCUAUCGUGAAUAUUAUCAUUCAUGUAAAUCUGGUAAAUCUGUUUAUGAUGAAAAAGAAAACUGUGAAAUAAAUGACCAGUUUUUUAAUAGUUAUACAUUACCAUCUGAAUUACAAAAUUAUAAAGAUAAAACACAAAUUUCACAAAUUAAUGAUGAGUCUUCAAUUGUUAAGUGUAAUGCAAAUUUAAAUGAUAUUUUUUCUAAUUUUGAUGAAUCGACUACUGAAUUUUUAGAUAACAUAGAAGAAUCAAAACCUAAUUCAAGAUUUGAUUAUUCAAUGAAUAUUAUCAAAGAAGAUGAUGAUGAUGAUGAUGAUGAUGAUGAUGACGAUGAUGACAAUUAUGAUGAUGAUGAUGAUGAUGUUAAUAGUUAUACUCAGAGUGACGCUUAUGAUAAAAAUGAAUAUUACAAUUUAUCUGAUUGCAUUAAUAGUGAUGUAUCUUCUUCAGUAAUACUAAGUAACUUUGAUUAUUCAGAUAUAAAUAAUGAAGAUUUUGAUGAUUCUGUAACAAGUUGUGAUCAAUCAUCAAUAGAAUCAUUAGAUAUCGAUGAUGAAACACAUAAUUUAUUAUCAAAUGCAACGAGUGAUGAAAGUUUUGGGUCUGAUACAAGUCAAUCAAUUUCUGAAACACUAAAUGUAUCAAAAGAAACAAAAUCUAUACAAAAUGAUUUAUAUUUAGAACCUAAGAAUCAUGAACCAUCUAUUGAUUUCAUGUGUAAGGUUGGUGGAUCAUUAAUACAAUUAUUAAAUGAUUUUGAUAAUAAUACUAAUUGUACACCAAGUGACACAUUUGUUAAUAACAGAGAUGACAGCAAAAUGUGUCGUAUUCCAGUUAAUUCAAAUAGAAAUGUUGAAAUUGUGGAGGAUCUUAUUAACUGUUAUACUGCUAACAGUUCUAAUGAUCAAAUUGCUAAAGAUAUUUCUAUUUCUGUUAAAUCUAGUGCUCUAGCUUCUGAACUUUCUGUUAAUGGAUUUACCUCUGUUUGUUCUAGUGCUAAAAUUAUAAACAAUACUAUCAUUCCUAUUUCUACUGAAAAGUGUAAAGAAAAGUAUGAAUUAAUAGAUAAUGAUGCUUCCUGUGAUUAUUCUACUUCAAAUAGUUCUCAUAAUACCUUAUAUUCCCAACAAAUUCCUUUUAAUACAGAUAACCAAAAUGAUCAUUUAACUAAUUGUAUAACACAUAGUCCAAUAAUUGACAAUAAUGACAAAGCACACAAUUCAAAACCUUGCACAAACAAACAAAAUGAUCAUUUUAUUCAUCAUGAUACAAAUGGAUCACCAUAUCAUCCAAUAUUUAAAGACUGUUUUAAAAAGGCCGCUGAUAAAACAAAUGUUGUUUAUGAUAAAAAUUAUAAGAUAGAUAAUAUUGUAUCUAAGAUUAAAAAGAAUUUAAAAAGACCUUAUGCUGUUGCUGAUGGUAAAAAAAAUCAUAAACUAUGGAAGUAUGGAACUUUUAAAAAACGUCGUAGAUUAGAAUUUAUAGUGAGAAAGGUCAUGUGGUCUGAUGAAUCUGACUGUAACGAUAAUGUCAGUGAAUGAUCACAUUAAUUUUUAAUUAAUUUACUAAGACUUCCUUUAGGUCUCAUUAUGUAUUUAUUUGUUCCUUAUUUUAAA